AUGACAUCGCACACGAUACCAUCAGAAUAUGUCUCUCCAGAGUUUCCAUCCCUAUACUUUCCCUUUAGCCCCUUGAAUCAAACUCCGAAGCACAUCUACCAUAUGGAAGAUGCGUGGCGUUUUACCCUAUAUUGGACGCUGGCGUUCUAUGGCGCAACCCAUAUGGCUGUCGCGCUGUACGCGGUUAUCUGUCAAAGACACAGCUGGAAGCUCGUAUGGGCAAUUCCACUCGUAUACGCGAUCGUUGCUGGCCUGGAAGGGGUGUUAGCCGGAAGCGUUGUCGGGUUAAUUCUUGGUUUGGUUUACGAAGCAGGCAGCUUUAAAAUGUCAACAUGGAUUCCCUUUGCCUGGGGCUGCAUCAACGUUCUCGUCCUUAUAUUGUCAUCAUUUUCCUUCCAUGGCGGACUUUGA
Nannizzia gypsea CBS 118893 is the source of this 411-nucleotide messenger RNA. RefSeq names its product integral membrane protein. The transcript has 2 exons. The coding region runs from base 1 to 411 and encodes 136 amino acids. NCBI's taxonomy places the organism in Eukaryota, Fungi, Ascomycota, Eurotiomycetes, Onygenales, Arthrodermataceae. The record is from RefSeq and is a predicted model, not a curated record.